AUGCCGUGUUUUUUUUUUCUUAAAAUUCUAUUAUUUAAAUAUUUUAAUUUACAGAAUUCAAGUAAAUACCUGCUGUGGAUGUUUUUCAUUAAAAACCGGCACGAUAUUCACCGGAAUAUGUGGAAUAAUACUAUCAAUAAUAACAUUAAUCCUGAUAUUUACCCUCAACAUCGAGCUGAAGAUGAUAGUGCUCGACAUACUCGACAAAUCAAUCGUGAAGAUCAUCUUUGCGAUAAAUCUCUGCAUGACGAUAUUAAUCUCAUCAUUAUUGAUUGUUGGGGCGCUCAAAAAAAACACGUUCAUGAUGCUGCCCUGGGUUGUAUUAGGAUUAAUGUUAGCCAUCGGAGCACUCCAAUUUAUACUUACUUGUGGGUAGUAGUAUAUUGCUUCUUCCAACAAUUGAGAAUCGAGAAGAACAAUGUGAAAGUCGGGCCUUACGGGCGACCUUACAAUUAUCGACGGCCAUAA
Messenger RNA from Cotesia congregata, 468 nucleotides. The record is from the annotation of a GenBank genome assembly. Lineage: Eukaryota; Metazoa; Arthropoda; Insecta; Hymenoptera; Braconidae.